CCGCAACUCGACUUGCUUGCACCACCAUCACCACCACCGCAUUGCACUCGCGCGCUCGACAACGAGCCCGUACCUCUAGACCACUCUCACACCACCAAUCCUAGAGCUUGGCAACAAUGGCAAGGCGAUACGACAGCCGCACUACCAUCUUCUCUCCUGAGGGCCGGUUGUUCCAAGUCGAGUACGCCAUGGAGGCCAUCUCGCACGCCGGUACCGUCCUCGCUGUCCUCUCCAAGGAGGGUAUCGCGAUUGCCGCAGAGAAGAAAGUCACCGGCAAGCUCCUCGACCUCUCCCUCCCCGGUGGAUCCGAGGCCGGCGGCGAGGGCGUCGAGGCGUGGAUGGGCGGCGGCGGCGAGAAGAUCUUCCUCCUGAACAACAACAUUCUUGCCGGCCUCGCAGGCAUCACGUCGGACGCCAACUCGCUCGUCAACUUUGCGCGCAACAGCGCCCAGCGCCACCUGUUCACGUACGACGAGGACAUCCCCGUCGAGAUGCUCGUCCAGCGCCUGUGCGACAUGAAGCAGGGCUACACGCAGUACGGUGGUCUCCGCCCCUUCGGCGUCGCGCUCCUGUACGUCGGCUGGGACCCGCUGUACGGCUUCCAGCUGUACCAGUCUGAUCCGUCGGGCAACUAUUCGGGCUGGAAGGCGACGUGUAUCGGCGCCAACCACUCGUCGGCCGCGUCGCUCCUCAAGCAGGAGUACAAGGACGAGAUUACCCUCGAGGAGGCGACCGCGCUCUGCCUCAAGACGAUGGCCAAGACGAUGGAUUCGACCAAGCUGAACAGCGAGAAGCUCGAGUUCGCGACCAUGACCCUCACGGACGACAAGCAGCCCCUGGCCAAGAUCUACCGCCCCUCCGAGCUCGACACGUUGCUGCAGAAGCUCGAGCUUGGCGGAACAAAGGACGAGCAGAUUGGCGCGGGCGAGGGCACUGGCGGUGGCGGCUCGGGCAACAUUGCCGUGAGCACGUAAAGGCGUGGUACUUGAGCACGUAGAGAGCACAAUGUAUGGCAUAGUAGUGA
This is a messenger RNA of Vanrija pseudolonga, 1024 nucleotides long. Its product is annotated as Proteasome subunit alpha type-4-A. The record is from RefSeq and is a predicted model, not a curated record. Gene Ontology annotation, cellular component: cytosol; nucleus; proteasome core complex, alpha-subunit complex. Lineage: Eukaryota; Fungi; Basidiomycota; Tremellomycetes; Trichosporonales; Trichosporonaceae. The coding region runs from base 117 to 974 and encodes 285 amino acids. The transcript has 8 exons. Gene Ontology annotation, biological process: proteasomal protein catabolic process; ubiquitin-dependent protein catabolic process.